This is a messenger RNA of Fragaria vesca subsp. vesca, 1203 nucleotides long. RefSeq lists its product as uncharacterized. Lineage: Eukaryota; Viridiplantae; Streptophyta; Magnoliopsida; Rosales; Rosaceae. Bases 1 to 1203 code for a protein of 400 amino acids. The record is from RefSeq and is a predicted model, not a curated record. The transcript has a single exon.
AUGUCUUCUCACUUGGAACCGUUUUUGAAUGGUGAUGAUGCCAAGGCCAUCAAAUCUAUUCCAAUUGGCAGUGAGAAUGACAGAGAUGUUCUCAUUUGGCCUUUUUCUAAGAGUGGUGUCUAUUCAGCAAAAAGUGGCUAUAGAAGGAUUGUCAAGGAGCAGGGGGGUAAGGGGUCUUCUAAACCUUCAUCGUCGCACAUAAUAGAUGCGAAGCUGUGGAAGGUGGUGUGGAGGCCAACCAUGCUGCCAAAAAUUUCCAAUUUCUUAUGGCGUGUGUUGUCAAAUGCUCUUUGUACCAACUGGAAUAUUUUCAGAAGAAAAAUUAUUCCAGACCCUUUGUGUGCUCUUUGUGGUGAGCAUCCGGAAACUACAGAGCAUUGCCUACUUCUAUGCCCUUGGACUAGCGCUGUAUGGUUUGGGAGCUCUUUGGGAUACAUCCCAGAGAAGGCCUCUAUCACAAGCUUGGAUGCUUGGCUUCUAGCAGUUUCUGGCAAUUCUGGUAAGCUGUCUCAUCACAAUGAGGAGUUUUUUCAGUUUGUGUGUUUUCAUUUGUGGGAGAUUUGGAAGCAAAGAUGUGUUGCAGUAAUGAAGAGGGUCUCCCCUAACCCUGUUACUACUAUAGAGAACAUUCACAGAAGCUUUAAAGAGUGGUCUGAAGCUCAGCCUGAUUAUGACACUCCCCCAGAUGAGCCUCGGAGACCUACUGCAAGCAAAUUGUGGCAUCCUCCCCCUCCAAAUGUGGUAAAAAUUAACAUUGAUGCAGCUUGGAAGACGAGUAACCAACACAGUGGGAUUGGUCUAGUGGUGCGUAACCAUAGGGGUUGUUCUAUUGCUGGUGCAAGUCUCUUGUGCUCCCAUAAUUCUGUUGUUGAGGCCGAGGCUGACUCGGUGGUUAAAGGUCUUCAAAUUGCAAGGUUCCUGAAUUUGAAAAAUGUUAUCAUUGAGGGUGAUUGCCAGGAGGUCAUUAGGUCUCUCUCUUCCCCAAAUUUCACUCCCAAUUGGAAAAUUCUACCUAUUCUUAAUAGAGUGAAGUUUAUGUUGCCUGCCUUUGAUGAGGUGUUAUGGAACUGGGUUCCCCGUGAAGCUAACCGGGUUGCUGACGCAGCGGCGAAGCUUGCCAUGGUGAGGUUGUGCUCUUCGGACUGGGCUAAUACGCCUCCAACCUCCCUCCUUCAUAUUCUCAGGAGCGAUGGCCCCCCCUGA